Periconia digitata is the source of this 1805-nucleotide messenger RNA. NCBI's taxonomy places the organism in Eukaryota, Fungi, Ascomycota, Dothideomycetes, Pleosporales, Periconiaceae. The record is from the annotation of a GenBank genome assembly.
CCUUUUGGGCACUACACACUACCCACCACCAUAGCUUUCACCUCUCCACACCCUCACCCCCACCGAACACCCACUCCUCUUUUCAAUUUUCUUUUCUCGGAAAACAAAACAAGGACAAAAAGCAGCCAUUUCGAUAGCAGAGACAAGGAAAGACUGACUCCCUGUGGAAAAAUUCCACCUGCACAAUCAAUCUGUCCGGGCGAACAAAAAAAAAGCCACCCCACCUCCACCAGAAAACAUUCCUCUCGACCUUCCCACGGCACACACCUCCGCGCAAACCCUCGACUCCCACCCGCUCUCCCAGCUCAGAUUUCCCAGCUGCGACUGCAGGAACACACAUCCACUUCGAAAUGGCUCCCGGCGUAGGAUUGGCGCCGGGUCUUACAUCCUUUCUCAAGUCCCUCAAGACAAGUGCCGCUGACCCCUCCGUGGAAUACCUCAUAUCCCUCCUCAAGCGACGACAGAUCAGAAAUUCGCGUCCUUGCGCCAUUGCCACCGCUGCCCUCAUCUCCAAGGUUGUGGGCGAGUUCAAAGGCAAUGAUGCCGCACGACUGCUGGAGCGCAUACGCCAGGUCGGCCGACGGUUGACGGCAGCACAACCCCGCGAGGUUGUCGUGGGAAAUAUCGUACGCCGAGUUCUCGGCCUCGUCAGGGAGGUUGUCGAGGACAAUGUCGAGGAAAAGCUUGCAACCGGGAGCGACACAGGACGUAGCACACCAACACAAUCGCAGGACCUUCCUUCCCGACCGCACCUCAACUCCACCAUAUCCCAAAUGAGCCCUCUCCGCCACGCGGCCAUUGAGCCCAUAGAAACAAGCGCCUACGCGUCCGACAUGUCCGACUCUACCGAUCUCACCAAACGACCGCCUCUGCUCACGUCGCAUACCUCGUACGCCCCGUCAUCCGCCGCUCCACUCGUCAAUUCCCUCUUUGGCUUGUUCUCCCAACCCGCAGAUAGCUCCACUGCAAGCACACCCACAGGACCAAACUCGCCCGAUGGCAGAAGUACCACUCAUAGUCUGAACCUCGACCGCCUGGUGGAUCUCAGCCGAAGCCAACAAUAUUUCGACCUCAAGGGUGAAGUCAUGAGCGGCAUCAUGGAGCUCCAGGAAGAACUCGAGCAGUCUGACAAACAAAUCGCAGACCUCGCUCACGAGCACAUUCACGCCAACGAAAUCAUCCUGACCCACACAGCCUCGACCACUGUGCAAAAGUUCCUUACCAAAGCGGCCAAGAACCGCAAAUUCACCGUCGUACAUGCCGAGACGUACCCCCACGACAACGAGGCUACCCACGAAGUGCUUCUCACGGGUCGCAAGCAGGACGCCGCUGGCAAAACCCAUGACGAUGACGACAAAUGGAAAUGCCUCACUGAACUCGGUAUCCCCGUCUACGUGAUCCCAGACUCACACGUCUUUGCCAUCAUGUCGCGCGUCAACAAGGUCAUUCUUGCCACACACACCGUGCUCGCUAAUGGCGGGCUCGUGGCCGCGGGUGGUGCGCAUCUGAUCGCUCAAGCUGCUAAGAGCCAUCAAACCCCCGUCGUCGUGCUUAGCGGCGUCUACAAGCUGAGCCCUGUGUAUCCCUUUGACCUGGAUGAGCUCAUCGAGUACGGAAACGUCGGUGCUGUGGUUCCGUAUGAAGACGGGGAGUUUGUGGACAAGGUCGAUGUAGAGCAUCCGCUAUACGACUACGUUCCCGCGGAUUUGGUGGAUCUCUACAUUACGAACCUUGGUGGACAUGCUCCCUCGUUUUUGUAUCGAAUCGUCGCCGACCACUACCGUCCUGAAGACACCGUUUUAUAA